AUGCUUUCCGUUUCACAACGUGCUGUAUAUAAACAGCAUUUGCUGAGAACAGCUAAACAUCCGCAAUUGCUAUCAGUUGCGUUUGCACACAUUCCACUUUCGUCACUUGUGUUCAUUAUCCUGAGAUGUACGGUACAAUUGCGUGUUUAUUUGCUAACGAAGGCGAAAAUCGCACCUUUUCGCGUCAUAAAAACAACGUUAUUAUUCGAUUUAAAUCAGCUUCGUCAAAAUGAAGUCGUUAUAGUGAGAAUCUGGGCCGGCCACGUUCAUUGGUGUGAUGGGGUUGUCUGGAACGAAUUUCAUACUAGGAAUAAAGAGUUCCAUUCAUGGUUAUCUUCACCCCCAUACUCCAAGCCCCAAAUGGACUCUGAUGGCACAUCUGUGAUUGGUUGGAGACCAUCUGCGCUGGCCCAGCUGCAUAGUCUUAGGCUAAUCUUGACAAUGAUAAUCCUGUUGAAAGCAUGGGGUUAA
Messenger RNA from Cylicocyclus nassatus, 471 nucleotides. NCBI's taxonomy places the organism in Eukaryota, Metazoa, Nematoda, Chromadorea, Rhabditida, Strongylidae. The record is from the annotation of a GenBank genome assembly.